This is a messenger RNA of Microthlaspi erraticum, 1029 nucleotides long. The record is from the annotation of a GenBank genome assembly. NCBI's taxonomy places the organism in Eukaryota, Viridiplantae, Streptophyta, Magnoliopsida, Brassicales, Brassicaceae.
AUGCCGCCGUCGUCAUCAACUAACUUGUCAAGCGCCACAAACUCCAAAGAGUCUUCGUCACCACUUAAUCUUUCAAAUCUCCCUAACGAUCUACUGUUGAAUUGCUUAGCACGGGUCUCAAGAUUGUAUUACCCGAUUCUCUCCCUAGUCUCCAAGAGAUUCCGCUCUGUUCUUGCUUCACUUGAGCUUUAUGAUACCCGAACGCUUUUAAGUCGCACCGAGACUUGUCUCUAUGUGUGCUUCCAGUUCGGUCCUCGCAACAAUCUUUGUUGGUUCACUCUCUCUCGGAGACCAACUCGAGUCCCUAACCCUAACCCUAACCCUAAAUCACAAUGGUUCACUCCAUGUUUUAGACCAUUUAAAAACCCAAUGAAUAGCACUAAGUCAAGUGGCAAUCAUUUAGUCUCAGUCCCAACUACCGACUCUUCUCGUUUUUGUAAGCCCCUGUACAUGCACAAUCUUACCACCAUUGGUUCUAAAAUCUAUUCGAUUGCCGGACACACCAAUGGUAGAAUGUUCUUCAUAGAUUGUCGGUCUAACUCUCACACUUGGCACGAAGCUCCAAGCAUGCGGAGAGUCCAGAGGAAACCUCGUGUGAGUGUUAUCGAUGGGAAAAUUUAUGUAGUGGAAGGCUCCUCCAGAGAUGUUGGUUCCUCUAUCGAGGUUUUCGAUCCUAAAACCCAAACAUGGGAGGAUGUGCCAAGCCCUGGCGCAGAGAUGCGCGGGAAAAUCCAGACCAUGAGCUUAGCCAUGGAAGGAAAUCUUUAUCUGUUUGGGGACAAGACCUUGGUUUACAAGCCAAAGGAUAAUAGAUGGUAUCCAGUAGUAGGGUUGGAGAUGGAUUUAAGACACAGAAUGUGUCUGGCUGGUUAUUUUGAUUGUUAUUGCGAGGUUGAUAACGUCAUGUACUUUUAUGGAUUAAAUGAAGUGCUUGAAUGGUACGACUCUGAGAAACAAUCUUGGAAAUUUUUGAAGGGUUUGGAGAAAGACCUGCCUAGAUUACCAACGAAGUUUCAUCGUGUAUAUUGA